AUGAGUCUAAAGGAACCGGAGAAUCGAUUCCCAAAAGACACAGAAGAUGAGGAAAGUGUCGUAAAGAGCGAUGAAGACAGUGACGGCGUCGACGACGAGCAGGAUUAUUCAGUAGGGGACACAAAGGGUGACGCUGCUAAGGAUGAAAACGGUGCGGGUGACGAAGGAGAUGAUGGAGAAGAGGAGGAGGAAGUGGGACUGUCGUAUCUGUACACGAAUUUCGAGGACGACGACAACGAUGAGGACUUCAAGGUGGACGCCACUGCACAAGACGACGACAAUGACGAAGAGGAGGAAGAAGAGGACGCUUUUUCUGCAGCAGAGGAUGACGGUGAUGGCGUGCACUUUACAAUAGAAAACAAGGAGAGUGAUGAAUCCGAUGACGAUGUUGAUGAGGAUGACACAGUGGGAAACAAAGAAGCUCAAGAUGAGGAUGCCCCGCCAGCGAAGAAGCAAAAGAACUAG
Peronospora farinosa is the source of this 465-nucleotide messenger RNA. NCBI's taxonomy places the organism in Eukaryota, Oomycota, Peronosporomycetes, Peronosporales, Peronosporaceae. The record is from the annotation of a GenBank genome assembly.